Molecule: messenger RNA, 245 nt
Organism: Funneliformis geosporum
Lineage: Eukaryota; Fungi; Glomeromycota; Glomeromycetes; Glomerales; Glomeraceae
Source: the annotation of a GenBank genome assembly
CUGAGCUGGAGGAAGAGAAUUAUCAUCUUUGUAGUGAAUUGCAAACAGAAGUUGAUACUAACCGUCAGAAUGAAAGACGAAUUAAUCAACUGGAGCAAGAUUAUUCCCGGUGUGAGCAAGAAAUCCAAAAUCUCAAUAGGGAGAUAGAGCGCCUUGAAAAUGCUUCGGAAGAAGAGAUAGUGGAGUUGAAAUCUGAAGUCUCCAGCCUAAAAAGUCAGCUAUAUCAAGCUAAGAAGGAUGUAUGA